AUGUCUGAUCACGAACAUGAACAUGAUUUUCACACGGGAGAUGCUGGAGCUGCAGCUACUUUUCCGAAACAAUGUUCAGCUCUUCGCAAAAAUGAUCACGUUAUGAUCAAAUCGCGUCCAUGUAAGGUCGUGGAAAUGAGUACGUCGAAGACGGGUAAGCAUGGUCAUGCAAAAGUUCAUCUUGUGGGCAUUGAUAUGUUCACUGGAAAAAAACUUGAAGAUAUUUGCCCCUCCACACACAAUAUGGAUGUUCCAGUAGUUAAGCGUAAGGAAUUUCAGUUGCUAGCCAUUAACGACGAUGGUUAUGUUAGUCUUAUGGAUCUGGAUACGUGUGAUACAAAAGAGGAUCUUAAAUUACCUGAGGGAGAGCUUGGUGAUCAAAUAAAGCAAGCAUUUGAAAAGGAUGAAAAUGGGAUUCUAUGCACAGUGAUUUCGGCUUGCGGAGAAGAACAGAUUUUGAGUUACAAGUCCAUGCCUAACAAAGAUUAG
Messenger RNA from Dracunculus medinensis (Guinea worm), 489 nucleotides. NCBI's taxonomy places the organism in Eukaryota, Metazoa, Nematoda, Chromadorea, Rhabditida, Dracunculidae. The record is from the annotation of a GenBank genome assembly.